AUGUCUGUGAACAUGAGCUACAAGAACUGGGAUGGGAAAUACCCUGCUCCACCAGGUGCAACCGUCAUAUUCCGCUGUCCUGCAAGGUUCAAUGACGGGUCCUUCGAACACAAUGCUACUUGCUCUUUGCUGCAUGAUCAUGAUUGGGACACAUCCUUUCAGAACAAGGAUGUGCAAUGUCCACCGGCUGUAUAUCCUGACUGCCGUCUGUCGGAGAGUGGGAAGGAGUACAUCGGUACCACGAACGUGACAGAUUCAGGGAAAUCAUGCCUCAGGUGGGAUUCCAAGCAAGUGACUUCUUCGUAUGGUUCCGUGGAGGCAGGGUUCAAUGGAGUCUUGUCUUUCGAGGAGCACUUCUUGAACCAGGACCCGUCCUGGCACGAGAACUUCUGCCGGAACCCAACAACGAUGGCUAGGCCAUGGUGCUUUGUCGACGUUGACGGCGCGCCGGAAUGCAAGUUGAGCCAGAAGGGAGGAGAGUACGUGGGCACGAAAGACAGGACCAUUUCAGGCUUCGCCUGCGUGCCAUGGCUAGAUCCGGACAGAAGUGAAGGUGACAUGAUGCGUGGGGCCCGUGAAGGAUCAUUCCCAGAUGAAGUCACAAAAAGCCACAAGUUCUGCCGAAACCCUAACGGUAACCCAGGUGGUCCUUGGUGCAACAUCAAAGAUUCCCGAAAGCCGAACCUGAAGUGGGAGUACUGCGAUGUCUCUUUUUGCGAUUUUGACGAUUCGGGAGGCGGAAGCAAGUCAGGAGGCCAAUAUGAAUCAAACGGAGGAGUACUGCAGCUCAAUUACGAAGAAUGCCGAAUCACAGUGAUGGGGAAGGAAUACAUAGGUGAAGCGAACAAGACGGAAACAGGAAAGGAAUGUAUUUCCUGGAUGGAUGUGAUGGAACAAGGCUUUCCGUUAACAAGUUUCAUUUUCUCCCACUUACCAUUCCAAGAUCGCCAGCUCCCUGGACCGCCUCAGAAGAUCGUGGAUUUCCUCUACUUGUGGAUUGAAUCAGUUCACUAUACGAAAUCACGCUCACCUGAGUUCGACACCUGCCGAAAUUACGGCUCGAAGCAGCGGCCCUGGUGUUUCGUCUCCAUUGAGAAUCCCGCAUGGGAAUACUGUGACAUUCCUUUCUGUCGUGGUCCCAAAGGUUUGCAAAUAUUUCAAUAA
This is a messenger RNA of Darwinula stevensoni, 1164 nucleotides long. The record is from the annotation of a GenBank genome assembly. NCBI's taxonomy places the organism in Eukaryota, Metazoa, Arthropoda, Ostracoda, Podocopida, Darwinulidae.